This is a messenger RNA of Symbiodinium necroappetens, 1116 nucleotides long. NCBI's taxonomy places the organism in Eukaryota, Dinophyceae, Suessiales, Symbiodiniaceae. The record is from the annotation of a GenBank genome assembly.
AUCGUCGCCUCCGACGCGUUGCUGCGAUCGGCAAUAAUCAGUGGUGACGAACCGAUGGUGUUGGAGAUGCUACAUCCUGAGUUGGUGCCGCAUUGCCUUGGCUGGAGCCGAACAGGCCCUGCAAACCUGGAGCGAAGAUAUCCCGAUGAUCAUGAAAACGGCUUCGAUGGCCAAGCAUUGGACUACAUUUGCCAAGGGCUCCUGUUGCGGCACGGCCUGCGCCCUACACCACGGCUGCGACGGCGCGCUGCAGCUUCGGCCAGGCGCCGGGCAGUUCUACUGCGCCGGCUCCUCGGCGACAGCAUCCACGGGUGCGCACUGCGACGGCAGUUGGAAGAGACCUUUCAUCUAAUCUUGCCGCCGGAGCCCGGCGACCCACUCGACAUGAUCAGUUUGAUGGCGCCCACCGCCUUCCAUCGGUGCGCCGCGCUGGGUGGUGCAGAGGUCUUGCAGACCUUGACCGCUCUCGCCUGGAGGCCUUGGCUGGUGCUCCGGGGUUGUGACGCCCCGGAGCAGGAUGAUGACUUUCUGGACUCCAUGCCUGCCGAGCCACUGUUGAGGUGCCAGCAGCGUUGCUUACAGGACGGCUACGGCGGCUUCGUGGUCCGAGGGUCCCAGGCCUAUUUUCGGAGACGACCAGCAAGCGGCUUGCUUCACAGCUGCAUCGCAAAACCUGGCGACGUGCUGCACAUUGCGCCGGGGCCCACAUGUGGGCUUCCGCGACAAUCUUUGGCAGCUUUACUCCUGGGUCAAACAGAUGGACACCGAGCGGCCAUGGAUCUUGCACUGGAAAGUGGUGACGAGCAGGCCAUAGUCGAAUUGGGAAAGCUGGGCUGCAAGUCAAUGAUGGAUAGGACGGCAGAUGCUGCAAUCUUGGAUCGCAUUCUCUACGGCGGCAUGCCGCAGUGGCUGGCACGCGCUGUCGGGAAUUUGGCUUAUGCAGGCAAGCUCGCGGAUGACUGUGGCACCGCGUUGCAAGAUGCCCAGCAGAUUCGGGGCCGAGUCCUUGAAGACGUCGAGCAGGUGCAGCAAGCAACCGGGACGUCUACUGCCGUGGCAGAAGCGCUGCUGCGACACUUUGGACAUAGUCCCGAAGCCGCCAUUUCGCAAUUUCAG